GUACCGCCCCUACUACUAUCCCAGGUGUUCUGAACUUCCGUACUGCUUCCUUAGUCGGUUUGCCACCGCUGUUGACGCUAUGUUAUCGCAUUCCCGAUGUCUUUGCAGGACACUUGGGCGCUCUCUGUCUGCGCUAAGUCAGGGUAAUAAUGUGCUGGCUGGAAGGACUGCUUCAGGCCUCUCCACUGGCAACAGGGUUGUCUACGGGAACAGUCAGUUAUGUGAGUCUCCGUCCUCAAUUGUUGUCUUCUACAUUAGAUCCUUCAAGACGUCUGCAGCACGUAGGGAUGAAGUUGUCACCGUCAACACCCCUCCGUUCUCUGAGUCGAUCACAGAAGGGGACGUCAGGUGGGAGAAAGCUGUUGGAGAUUCAGUGAAAGAGGAUGAGGUGGUGUGUGAGAUCGAGACUGACAAGACCUCGUUGCAGGUGCCGUCWCCGGCGGCCGGUGUGGUCACGGAGCUCCUGGUGCCAGAUGGAGGGAGGGUAGAGGCCGGGAAUCCCCUCUUCAAGCUCAAAAAAGGAGCAGCAGCAGCCAAAGCCGCCCCAGCAGCAGAGGUCCCUGCCGCUGCCCCUCCCCCAACGCCGGCCGCCGUCCCUGUCGCCGUACCCCCCGUGGCAGCACAAGCCAAACCUUUUUCUGCGGUCAAGCCCACUGCAGCAGCACCAGCACSACCAGCAGCAGCAGCCCACGGAGCCAGGACAGAGAGCAGGGUAAAGAUGAAUCGUAUGAGGCUGAGGAUCGCCCAGCGACUGAAGGAGGCUCAGCAGACCUGCGCCAUGCUCACCACCUUCAACGAGAUAGACAUGAGCAACAUCCAGGAGAUGAGGAAGCUCCAUAAAGAUGCUUUCUUGAAGAAACAUAACAUCAAGCUUGGCUUCAUGUCGGCCUUCGUUAAGGCUUCAGCCCACGCUCUCAUGGACCAGCCUUCUGUCAACGGAGUGAUUGAUGAUACAACCAAAGAGAUAGUUUACAGGGAUUAUGUCGACAUCAGUGUGGCUGUGGCCACUCCGAAGGGACUGGUUGUACCGGUUAUUCGCAACGUAGAGACCAUGAACUUUGCUGACAUUGAGAAAACCAUCAACGGUCUGGGAGAGAAGGCUCGUAAUAAUUUGCUGGCUGUGGAGGACAUGGACGGAGGUACCUUCACCAUCAGUAACGGGGGAGUGUUCGGUUCCAUGUUCGGCACGCCCAUCAUCAACCCACCCCAGUCUGCCAUCCUGGGCAUGCACGGCAUCUUCGACAGGCCUGUGGCCAUCGGCGGCAAGGUGGAGAUCCGGCCCAUGAUGUACGUGGCUCUGACCUACGACCAUCGGCUGGUCGACGGCAGAGAGGCAGUCACCUUCCUGCGUAAAAUCAAGUCUGUGGUGGAGGAUCCCCGCGUUCUUCUGCUCGACAUGUGAUUCCAACCUUCCAUCACUGCAGUGGGGCCACGUUCAGUAGGCACUAACGUUGUUGAGCAUUUACAAAUAGUAGUGUGGUUGACUCUCUUUUCUACCUCAGAGGUAUGUGGUUGUACAUAAUGCUCCACAACGUUGUGUCCUGCUGAACACACCCCCAGCGAUUUUUAAACAUCGCUCGGCAUCUGUAUGAAACCAAACCAACCCAUCCCAAAAACAAGCGACAGCCAAAUCCAUUGUUAUUUACUUUAGGUUGAAGAGAGAGUCCUCGAUCUGUUUAAGUGACAAAGACAUUAUAGUUGGCUGAAAGGCACAGACAGAUAUGGGACUGGGGCUAAGACAGAAUUUAAUGUUGAGAUUAUUCACUUAUUAUUAGUUGGUUUCAUUCAGCAGUUUUUGAUCAGAUUGAAAUGUCAGAUUGAUUUAACAUCAUACAGUGUGUCACUGACUGAGAACAGACCUGGUCGGUUUCAUGUCUCAAUAUUAGACUGACUCUCUGAUGAACCGACCAGGUCUGAUCCGUCUCAAUAUUAGACUGACUCUCUGAUGAACCGACCAGGUCUGAUCUGUCUCAAUAUUAGACUGACUCUCUAAUGAACCGACCAGGUCUGAUCUGUCUCAAUAUUAGACUGACUCCUCAAAUGAACUGACCAGGUCUGUUCUGUCUCAAUAUUAGACUGACUCUCUGAUGAACCGACCAGGUCUGUUCUGUCUCAAUAUUAGACUGACUCUCUGAUGAACCGACCAGGUCUGAUCCGUCUCAAUAUUAGACUGACUCUCUGAUGACCGACCAGGUCUGAUCCGUCUCAAUAUUAGACUGACUCUCUAAUGAACCGACCAGGUCUGAUCUGUCUCGAUAUUAGACUGACUCUCUAAUGAACCGACCAGGUCGGUUCUGUCUCAAUAUUAGACUGACUCUCUAAUGAAACGACCAGGUCUGUUCCGUCUCAAUAUUAGACUGCCUCUCUAAUGAACCGACCAGGUCUGAUCCGUCUCAAUAUUAGACUGACUCUCUAAUGAAACGACCAGGUCUGAUCCGUCUCAAUAUUAGACUGACUCUAAUGAACCGACCAGGUCUGAUCCGUCUCAAUAUUAGACUGACUCUCUAAUGAACCGACCAGGUCUGAUCCGUCUCAAUAUUAGACUGACUCUCUAAUGAACCGACCAGGUCUGAUCUGUCUCAAUAUUAGACUGACUCUCUAAUGAACCGACCAGGUCUGUUCUGACUCAAUAUUAGACUGACUCUAAUGAACCGACCAGGUCUGAUCUGUCUCAAUAUUAGACUGACUCUCUAAUGAACCGACCAGGUCUGAUCCGUCUCAAUAUUAGACUGACUCUCUAAUGAACCGACCAGGUUGUUCUGUCUCAAUAUUAGACUUUUCCAUUCAAAGCACUUACAUCAAGAAAUGGUCACGUGCCAAAAAAGCGUCAUGAUUUUACGGUGUUCCUCUUAGCACCAGAGAGCUUUUCAAUCAUCUGUACAUGUAGUCUAUCCAUGCUACCGAUUUUAACGCCAAAUACGUGUUUUUAGCAUUCUAGCCUAAAGAAUUGCUCAGUCGGAUACAAGAUGAAGUCCAUUCUAGAUCGCCUGUUCUGUAUGGCUGUCCCAUGUCAUGACUCUGUACUGUAUGUCUGUCCCAUGUCAUGGUUUUGUAUGACUGUCCCAAGUCAUGGUUCUGUGUUUUGACAGUGCUAUUCCUGGGGGUUGGUUAAAGGGUCACCUCUUCAUGUCUAGUCUCAUGGCUUCCCCCGUUGCAGGAACUUCUGCUGCUUCUUUGGGAUGACUGUCCACUGAGUGGCAUUGCUCCUCUCAUCGAAACCACCGCAAACAUUGUUUGCAUACUAAAUGGCAUCCGAUUCACUAUAUUAGGGCACGAAGUUUAGGGCUCCUAUACAGGGAGUAGGCUUCCAUUUCAUACUCAGGCAUUUCCACAUUGUAUUGAAGAGAAACCACCUCCCUCUGGAGAGAGUUCUGUCAGUCCAUGACAAGGCAACAUGCAGUGUAACACCCGGACCAGUGUUCGGGUACAGUUUUCAAGUCGCACAAUUUAGCAGCAUGCACAAUUGUAUUUCAUGAAGAACUCUUCUUCGUCGAACCCAGGAAGCAGAUUCUCUAUGUGCUGUAUACAAUACUUGUAACUUCAUUUAAAGGAAACCAUUUUAAACAUCCCAGAGUUUUAUGUACUUGUGGUUUUUUUCUUCUCCUCUCUGAUCUUAUCUAAUGUAUUUUUAGCUUUCCCUACAUGGAUCACAGAACCCCCACUAGAGCAAGCAGCARCACAGUGGCAAGGAAAAGACAGAUUGGUUUCAAACGCACACAACACAUCUAAUAACAUGCAGGUGUUGGUUACAACAAAAAAACAU
Salvelinus sp. IW2-2015 is the source of this 3763-nucleotide messenger RNA. Its product is annotated as dihydrolipoyllysine-residue succinyltransferase component of 2-oxoglutarate dehydrogenase complex, mitochondrial. NCBI's taxonomy places the organism in Eukaryota, Metazoa, Chordata, Actinopteri, Salmoniformes, Salmonidae. Gene Ontology annotation, cellular component: oxoglutarate dehydrogenase complex; mitochondrion. The record is from RefSeq and is a predicted model, not a curated record. Gene Ontology annotation, molecular function: dihydrolipoyllysine-residue succinyltransferase activity. Gene Ontology annotation, biological process: tricarboxylic acid cycle.